Messenger RNA from Linnemannia hyalina, 2058 nucleotides. NCBI's taxonomy places the organism in Eukaryota, Fungi, Mortierellomycota, Mortierellomycetes, Mortierellales, Mortierellaceae. The record is from the annotation of a GenBank genome assembly.
AUGGAGAGAGAGGAAGAAUCAGUUCACAGCGGUCGUCCUCGGGAUCGCAGACCUCCGCCAGGUGGAUGGGGGUUGGAUGCCCCCAGGAUCGUCCAUUCGAUUGUCAACGUUCAGCCCCAAGGACAACUCUUCCGUCUGCAAUCCUUCGCAGACGACUAUCGCCGCCUCCUUCAAGACCAAAAGGACGCCGACCCUUACGACGCCUACUUUGCAGACAACAAGGACCUGGAGCAACAAAUCGCCGAGAGGGUUGAUACCUGGGACGAGACCGAGCUUGUCAACGAUAUCUUUGGAGACCCGACCGUUCUGGGUCUCCUGCAGGAGUGGCAUGAGGAGAGACUGUCCUCGACGAAAGGACCAGUCAGCCGGGGCUUGCGGCCGACCUGGUCGUCGGUUUUCGGCAAAGUGGAGGAUGUGUCAGAGUUUGGCGACCGGUCCAACUUGCAUAUCAAGGGGAGGUUCACGCCGCAUUUGGGGCGGCCUGUGGCGAUGGGCGAUGAUAAUGUGCGGCGGUUGUUGAGUUCUAAGGAUCGUGGGCGGCGGAGAGUGCCGUUUGUUAGUGGUCGUGGAAAGAUCAGGGGUUCGAUAAGGGGUGUGAGGGCUUCUCGGAUAUCCAAGAAGGAAGCGGAGGCGGCUGGUACGCGGAUACAGGACAAGGCGUCAAACUCUGCAUCUGCAGAGGGGCUAACUGCGACAACAACAUCUACAGUGGCAUCAACUACUGGAGUCACAGACACAGACUCACUGGAGUCAUCACCAUCAGCACCGCCGGAACCCGACAUGCCCGCAGCAGAGCUUGCGCAGUUGGGAAAUGACGCUCAACUCAUUGAACACCUGGCAGAACAGCGAGCAAAACAGGAGAUCGAGAAUCGAAUCACAAAGACAUCUCUGGAGGCAAGGUUCCAAAGAUGUUCGUUGAUACUGGAGGACAGCACCCUGGAGUCAUUGGCUCUGAAGUCUCAGACUCUUCUCCCUAUUCAACAACGCCCACCCCUUAAUCUCGCCCCGCCUGCACCACCUCGCUUCAGCCGGCCGUUUGUCCCUAUUAUGGAGGAUGAAUUGGUCGUCUCUGUUGCCAUGUACAGCGCACACCGACCAGACCAGCGGAUGCAAGAGUUUGUGUUCCUCGGGAGUCAGCGUCUCUCGGCCUUAAGGGAUGCGUUUGAGUGCGCAUCAGAUAGUGGGCUUCGAGAGUGGGACGAGUUCUCGGAUGCCUUCAAAGUUCACAACACUGCGGACAAAAAGACCAGCAACUCUUUCUUCUUCAUCGAAGGUGUCUUUUACUCGGACUCACCAUUGAUACGCGCUAGACUGGAGAAGCGAAAUCAACUGCGGGAGGAAUCAUCUAGGCGGCUGGAUGAACUUGAGAAGUUGAGACAGGAGCGGUACCAGGAAGCGGUGAGACUAAGAAAUACGAGGCGACGUCUAUUACGAGAGGAUAUGGCCCUGGGAAGUGUGAGUCGUGCCAGCGAUGAUGCCAGCGACAAUGGUGACGAUGAUGACAUGGACUUGGAGUUUGAUGAUUCGGACCUUCGAGCACAAAUGGAGGCGAGCACGUACCACGAGCAGCCGAUCGAGAAUAUUGAAGUGGAGAACCAAGAUCAUCUCGAGGAAGUCUCGGAAGACUACAGCCAGGUUAUCUUGGAUUGGGUGGAAGAAAACCCAGGGAGGAAACGACAGCCGGGAUUUGGGAACCUCCAGAAAACCUAUAUGCAUGACUCUCAGAUCCAACAUCUGUCAGUUCGACUGAACCAGCCCUAUCUUUUUGUUCACCAAGGCGAUUGCGAGCACAUCCUAAUGUUUCGCGAUUUGAGAUUGUUCAGCCAGCGACACGACGACUUGAACAGGCUUUCAUAUCCGCUGCAGGUGUACAAGGGCAAGACGACGUCGCAUAUGUGUAGGAUGUGCAAGAUCAACAAGGCUUUCUAUGUGACGGUGGACGACCGACUCGCUGGCGAGACGCCGUGCUACUUUUGCGAGCAGUGCUACGAUAGCUUCCACUACGACGUUGACGGCAACAUCCUCUACGACGACUUUCGCGUCUUUCGUUCUGCCUAG